AUGACACACUCCCCAAUAAAUAGAGGCCCAAAUGAUGAAAUUCUAAAUUGUACACCUUGUGAUUCUGCACAAACAAUUUCUGUUCAUUGCAUGCCUAUAAGAGUAGAGGAUGGUGAUCCGCAUUUUCCCAGUCAUUUACCCAAUGGUGAGCCUCGUUGUUUACCUUUUGCUCGCUCACUUCUUGGACAACUUGAGCUUGGAUAUAGAAAUCAAAUGAAUCAAAUAAGUGCAUUUAUUGAUGGUUCUGUUGUUUAUGGUUCUACACGUUGUGAAUCCAAUCAAUUGAGGCUGUUUAGACGUGGAUUGCUCAAUUUUACUGAUUUUGGUACUUGGAAUCCUAUGGCAUUGCCACAAGGGUCUCAGGAAAAAGAUUGUCGUUCAUUACCAAAUUUCCCUUGUUUUGUUGCUGGUGAUGAACGUAAUAGUCAUCAACCUGGUUUAACAGCAAUGCAUACAAUAAUGUUAAGAGAACAUAAUCGAAUUGCUGAGAAGUUAGCAAAAUUAAAUUUACAUUGGGAUGAUGAAAAAAUUUUUCAAGAAACGAGAAGGAUUUUUAUUGCACAAGAACAACAUGUUGUUUUUAAUGAAUUUUUACCUAAAGUGAUUGGGUUUGAUUUGUUACAUGAAUAUGACUUGGUACCUUUAAAAACGGGCUAUUACACUCGUUAUGAUGAAACUUGUGAUCCCUUUGUUUGUCAAUGUUUUGUUUGUUUCUUGUUUUAUUCAAUGUUUUCGUUUGCAAUUUCUCACCCAUUUGCUACAGCAGCUUUUCGUUUUGGUCAUACUUUGAUUCGUCGAAUGUUUCCACGUUUAGAUACAAAUUUCCACAAAAUGAGUGAACCUGUUGAUUUGGCAAAACAUUUUGGAUUUGUUGAGCCUCUUUAUAAUAAAAUUAGUGGAGGACUCGAUUCAAUGCUUCUCGGUUUAUUUGGCACCCCAGCAAUGGCUUUUGAUAGACACAUUACAAAUGCAGUAAGAGACAUGUUGUUUGCUAGGCGUGAUGAACCUACUUCUGGAAUGGAUUUGAUUGCUAUAAACAUGUUAAGGGCCCGAGAUCAUGGUGUUCAACCAUACAACAAAUUUAGACCUCUUUGUGGACUUCCACUUGCUCAAUCCUUUGAAGAUUUACGUGAUGUAAUGGACGAAACAGCAAUUUCUGCUCUUCGUUCAGUUUAUGAACAUGUUGAUGAUAUUGAUUUAUUUCCUGGAUUAACAAGUGAAAGGCCUAGACAAGGAGCUUUGUUAGGCCAUACAAUGUCAUGCCUUUUAGCAGAACAAUUUAGACGUUUAAAAAAAUGUGAUCGAUUUUAUUAUGAAAAUGAUAAUUUUGCUGCUAAGUUUACGCCUGCCCAACUUUCACAAAUUCGUAAAAUUCGUCUUGGCAAAAUUUUGUGUCAAAAUUCACCAAUUAUACAAAAAAUACAGCCAAAUGUAUUUGAUAUACAAGAUGAUUUAAUUAAUGCGCCUGUUAAUUGUAAUGAUUUGGAAGAAAUUGAACUUGAAGCUUGGAAAGAAAAAUCAUAUUGUGAAAUUAAUGGGUUGAAAAUUGAACAAGGAGAAAAUAGGAGAACAACACCUUGUGUGACGUGUACCUGCACAGCUGAAGGGCCUGAAUGUCAACCUGUCCAAAUGGAUAGCUUUGAAUGUUCACAGCUUUUUAAUAAAUAUGAUAAAAAAUCAAUUUUAAAGGAUGCUACUUGUGCAAUUCAAUGUGCACAAGAGCUUUCAGUAGUAGAUUCAGCAGAAAGUAAAGAGGAUCUUUAAAAAAUAUUUUAGUCAAAAUUAGAAAUUUUUUUAGUUUUUUUAAUUUAUUGUACAAAAUUGUUGUUUAAAUUAUUUUUUAGUUUAGAGAAAAAGUUUUACAAUUAUUUUUACAAUUUGUAAUUCUAUGAACUAAGUUUUUAAAUGUUUUUACAAAUGUUUUUGAUAAGUUUUAAGUUUUUCUGAUUCCAAUGUUUUUAUUAAAUUCUGAUUUUUGGUUGUUUGAAAAGUUGUUCUGAUUUCGAUGUUUUGUAGAAAUUCUGAUUUUUGUUUGUUAGUUGUUUGAAUGUUUUAAAGUUGUUCUGUUUUUGUUUUUUGGAAAUUCUGAUUUUUAAAAAUUGUUUUUGUGUGUUUUAAUGUUUUUAGUUUAUUCUGAUUCUAAUGUUUUUAUUAAAUUCUGAUUUUUGUUUUUAUUUGUUGUGUGUUUUAAAGUUGUUCUGAUUUUGUUUUAUGGAAAUUCUGAUUUUUAUAAAUUGUUUUUGUGUUUUAAUGUUUUUAGAUUGUUCUGAUUUUGAUGUUUUUAUUAAGUUCUGAUUUUUUAUUGAAACACAGUAAACCAACGGAAGAGUGAGAGAGUCUGACAGACAGUUGGAGAGGUUUUGGAUAAAUUGUCAUUUAAUUUAAAAACAAGACAUUUUGCCAAAUAUUUUUUGUAACAUUAAUUUUUUUUAUUUUAUUUUUUUAUACUUUAUUUUUCUAACCAAAGUCCGCCAAGAUUUGCUUCAUUUUUUUAUUUUCUUAAAUAAUAACCCACUUAUUUUUAAUUAUAUUGUUUU
Meloidogyne enterolobii is the source of this 2537-nucleotide messenger RNA. NCBI's taxonomy places the organism in Eukaryota, Metazoa, Nematoda, Chromadorea, Rhabditida, Meloidogynidae. The record is from the annotation of a GenBank genome assembly.